Pieris brassicae (large cabbage white) is the source of this 2431-nucleotide messenger RNA. RefSeq names its product zinc finger protein 2-like. The record is from RefSeq and is a predicted model, not a curated record. Gene Ontology annotation, molecular function: RNA polymerase II cis-regulatory region sequence-specific DNA binding; DNA-binding transcription factor activity, RNA polymerase II-specific; zinc ion binding. NCBI's taxonomy places the organism in Eukaryota, Metazoa, Arthropoda, Insecta, Lepidoptera, Pieridae. Gene Ontology annotation, biological process: regulation of DNA-templated transcription. Gene Ontology annotation, cellular component: nucleus. The transcript has 15 exons. The coding region runs from base 195 to 2405 and encodes 736 amino acids.
CCGUUUCGAUUACUUCGAGCAUGUGUCUAUCUUCCUCGCGUGCAUACAUUUCUAAAUAUAUUUGUACAAAGUUUCAUUUCAAAUUAAAGUGUAAUGUAUAUUCUUAUGUUCAUUACAAUAAAUGUAUGGUGACGGAGUAGGAAUUUAUUUGUGUUUUUUGUGAACCUUGAACAGUAAGGACAAUCCUUAACAAUAUGGCUGCUACGGAGAAGAAAGUGCAAAAAUAUAAUUUUGAUAAAAUAUGUCGCGCCUGUUUGCAAGUUAAAAAGGAUAUGAGACCAUUAUUCGAACAGCUGACGGCGACGAUGUUGAUGGGGAUAUCAAAAGUGCAGGUCGCGAUCGGCGAUGGCUUACCAAAGCAAUUAUGUCUUCAAUGUGUACAUCAGAUCUCAAGAUGCUACACAUUUAAGGAGUUGGUAGAGAGAAAUGACGUCAUGCUCCGGGAACAGAAGAGGCAAGAUGACGAGGAGUUACAAAAGGAUCAGUUACAGGCACAGAAAUCCCUGUCAAUCACAUGUUCGGAAACAUCACCAUACAUACAAUUCAUCGAAGUGCCUAGCUUAAAUAAUAGUCAGAAUAUUUUGGAUGGAUUCUUUGAUAACACUGACACAACUGCUGAUGUUACACAGGAAAUACUGCAGAAAGAGGAUUUUGAUAUAGAUAAGCUGCAAUCCAUCCCUGACCAGCCGAAAGAAGAUGAAGCCCUCAACUCUGAUGAGGAGAACUAUCUCCAAAUGGUGGUGUUCCAGUCCACCACCACCGCAGCUGGUCGCCACGUGUGUAACCUCUGUCACAAGGAAUUUAAACACGCGCGGUGGCUGAAGCAGCACCUGAAAUCACAUACAAAUUGGAUCAAGGCCAACUGCAAGAAGCCGCCGAUGUGCCCCAUUUGUGAUAGGACUUUUAAGGGUCCAGGGAUGUUGAAAAUGCACAUGCGUACACACGAGCAGCGCCCACCCAAGCAGCCGACUUGCUCUGUCUGCCAACGGACCUUCCAAACAAAAACAUUACUAUACAGACACAGGCAGACACACUUUGAGCAGAAGACCCAUCAGUGUACGGUGUGCGAGAAGCGGUUCUUCAGCGGUUACGCCUUGAGGUCCCACAUGGCCCGACAUAGGGGUGAAAGGCCAUUUAUCUGCGCCGUGUGCUCAAAGACCUUUUAUAAUCCUACUGAUUUGAAGGUACAUUUCCGCCUACAUACCGGUGAAAAACCACUAAAGUGUUCAGAAUGUAACAAGGCGUUCCGUCGCCAUUCAACGUUAUGCCAGCACAUGAAGAAACACCGCGGUAUAAGAAAUCACGUGUGCAAUAUUUGCAACAAAGCCUUCUAUGAAGUGUCGAAGCUUAAUGCGCACAUGCGCAUUCACACAGGUGAAAGACCGUUUGAAUGUCAAUUCUGUGAGCGAAGAUUUGCUCAACAAUCGGCCUUAAUAUACCACCGUAGAACGCACACGGGCGAGAAGCCGUACAGUUGUAAAUUGUGUACUGCGAAGUUCACUACGUCAUCUGCGAGAAACAAUCACUUGUUGAUACAUACGGGACAUAAAAAAUUCGUGUGUCCCAUCUGUCUCAAAACCUGCAAGUCUCGGACGGAACUUCGAUUACACACAAACAAACAUGCCGAAUCAGGUGCCUUAAAGAAGAAUGUCAAAGCACAAGAGAGUAAGCAAGAAGAGCCCACCGAAGCAGAGAAGACUGACGAAAAAGACGAGAAGAAAGAAGAAGAAACAGAGGAACUGGAGACUCCUUGUCAGAAUCAGCAGGAAAUGCAAGUAGUCAUACAAACUGAGGGUGGUCAACGGCGCUUCAAGUGCGGCUUAUGUGUUAAGAGCUACAUGUACUUGCAUAGUUUGAAGAAGCACUUGCUAAGUCAUGUGCAAAUGUGUGUCUUCAAUCCCGACGGCUCCGAGAAAUUGUACGCGUUUAGGCAACAGCAACAAAUGGUACAAGAACAACAGCAGCAACAACAGCAACCGCAGAUACAGCAACUGUUGCAAGUUCAGCCGCAGCAGGUACAGCAGCAAGUCGUUCAACAACUCGCCGUCCCGAUUCAUCAACAUAUACAGAAUGUCCAACAGCCUUAUCCAGUAAUAUCGUCCGUCCAAUCUCUACAAUUGCAACAAACACACCAACAUAUCAACACUCAACCCCAGCAACUUCAAGUACAAACAAUACAAAUACAACCGCAUCAGCAACCCAUUCAAAUACAUGCGGUCGGAAUGCAACAAGAGCAGUUGCACGUGGCGACAUCUUCCUGUCAAACGAUGUUACCAAAUAUAUUGCAGUUGCAAAAUGGCACGGUUGUGUCUGGACUGUCUGCGCAAGAGUUGAGUGGCGUCGCACAUCGAAUUAUUUUACAACAACCCCCUCCUCACCCGGCCGUUUACACCAUACACCAUUAGUGAUAAAUAGAUUUUAUAUAUUUAAA